UUCUACAGGCUCUAAAUUCUCUUUUUUUUUUUUGUUUCUUUUAUGUCACCCGAAGGUUGAGGCUCAAACAGCUCUGUGUCUGAUUUUUUUAAGGAAAGGCCUCAAUCUUUUCAAAUGAAUUGUAAGAUUCUCAUGCUUUACUUCUUCCUGGAGCUUGCAUUUGCAGACAAGAACAUUCAAUCUGGAUUCUUGUUCAAUGGUUACUUCAAAUUGAAUGGAAGUGCAGAGUUAAAUCAUCCCAACAUGUCCUCUGCAGUAAUAUCUCAAGAUGCUGGGCGAAGCCAAGCAUUCCAAGUCUUCUAUAACAACUCUUUCAAAUUCAAAAACUCAACAACUGGUUCUGUCUUCUCCUUCUCCACCACCUUCGUCUUUGCAAUAGUAUCCACGGACCCUGAAUUCCGCGGCCAUGGACUUGCCUUCGUUAUCUCGCCAUCAAAGGGUAUUCUUGAUGCCUCACCAAAUCUAUAUCUUGGUCUUUACAAUGGAACUAGCAAUGGAAACAGCUCAAAUCUUGUUGCUGUGGAACUUGACACAGACCAAGAUUUUCAGUUCAAUGACACAGACAAUAAUCAUCUGGGGAUUGAUAUUGAAGGGUUGAUGUCUAACCAAUCAAAUACUGCUGGGUACUAUACGGAUCGUCGUUUCCAAAAGCUAGAUCUUGUAAGUGGAAAACCAAUGCAAGUUUGGGUUGAAUAUGAGAGCUCGAAGCAACAACUCAAUGUCACAAUCCAUCCAAUAAACAUUCCUAAACCUAAACAUCCACUUUUAUCCUUGACAAGAGAUCUUUCUCCUUAUAUCUCUGAGUUCAUGUAUGUUGGCUUCUCAUCCUCUAGUGGGCCUAACGCUUCUCACUACAUAAUGGGUUGGAGUUUCAUGAUCAAUGGCCAACCUCAGGAGAUUAACGUCUCUAGCCUUCCUCAUAUACCUGGCGUUAGAAGAGAAGAUGAAGACGAUUCAGGCGACAGAUAUAGAAAACAGCAGAAGAUGUUGGCAUUUGUAUUGUCUCUGACAGGAGGUUUUUUCCUUCUGUUCUUGAUUUUUGGAGUACUUAUGAUGUUAAGGAGGAGAAGAUUCAUUCAGGUGCUUGAAGAUUGGGAGUUGCUAUAUGGACCUCAUAGGUUCUCUUACAAAGACCUAUUCGUUGCUACGAAAGGAUUCAGAAAUAAACAACUUCUCGGAAAGGGAGGCUUUGGCAGGGUGUACAGAGGAGUUCUACCAUUCUCAAAAGUCCAAAUUGCAGUGAAGAGAAUUUCUCAUGAUUCCAGCCAAGGAAUGAGAGAAUUCAUCGCCGAAAUUGCAACUAUUGGCCGUCUCAGGCAUCCAAACUUGGUUAGACUUCUGGGGUAUUGCAGGCGGAAGAAUGAGCUUUUCUUAGUUUAUGACUAUAUGCCUAAUGGAAGUCUUGACAAGUUCCUUUAUAGAUUACCCAAUUGCAUACUCAACUGGAAACAAAGAUUCAAAAUCAUCAAAGAUGUGGCAUCUGCACUUUUCUAUCUGCACCAACAAUGGGUACAAGUUGUAAUCCACAGAGACAUCAAGCCAGCAAAUGUCCUCAUCGACAAUGACAUGAACGGCAGGCUAGGAGAUUUUGGGCUUGCCAGGCUAUUUGAUCAUGGAAACGAUCCUCAAACCUCUAUUGUGGUUGGUACUCCAGGCUAUAUUGACCCAGAGAUUGUGCAUAGUGGAAAAUCAAACACAUCUACCGAUCUAUAUGCAUUUGGAGUCUUUAUGCUUGAGGUUACUUGUGGUAGAAGACCUGUGGACCCUCGAACUUCGCCGGAGAAAGUAUUGUUGAUCGAUUGGGUAACAAACUGUUGGGAUAGAGGAGCUAUUUUGGAAUCAAUUGAUUGUAGAUUAGUUAAUGAUUAUGUCUGUCAUGAAGCUGAAAUGGUGUUGAAGCUUGGCUUGCUAUGUUCACACCCUGUUGCUGCAGCUAGGCCAAGCAUGUCUAUUGUAGUACAAAUUUUAGAUGGAGCUGCUCAGUUGCCGGAAAAUAUAAUUGGUAUAAUCAAAACUAGAGAUUCCGGUGAUGCCGCCCGUCUAGGUGGUUUAGGCAGUAAAAUCCCUUCUGCGAUAACUUCUAUUGCUUCAUUGUCAUUUACAGAAUCAUUUGUUUCUGAUGGCCGUUAAUAUGUGAUGGAUUUUGAUAUGAUAUUUGUUUAUACAUAUUUGAAUUUUGCUACUAA
Manihot esculenta (cassava) is the source of this 2186-nucleotide messenger RNA. RefSeq names its product L-type lectin-domain containing receptor kinase V.9. The transcript has a single exon. Lineage: Eukaryota; Viridiplantae; Streptophyta; Magnoliopsida; Malpighiales; Euphorbiaceae. The record is from RefSeq and is a predicted model, not a curated record. Gene Ontology annotation, cellular component: plasma membrane. Gene Ontology annotation, biological process: protein phosphorylation. Gene Ontology annotation, molecular function: carbohydrate binding; protein kinase activity; ATP binding. Bases 115 to 2130 code for a protein of 671 amino acids.